GCUGCCCCUACCACUGACACGGCAUGGCAAAGCAAGGAGUUCCGCAACUGGCUCCCGCACCUGCAAGCAGCCCUCACCUACAACGCAAUUCGCAUGGCUUGCUUUGCAAAGGGCUUGAUUUCCGAUGGGCAGAAAAGGCUGCUCAUGGCUACAGGAGACUCUGCUAAACACAACGAGCUCCUGUUGGACAUUUUAAGUGGUGGCACAACAGAGUCCUUUCGCAUUUUCUGUGACAUCGUGCGUGAAAAAGAACCCGAGCCGAAUUUCACCAGUUUCCUGAAAGAGAUGCAGGCAAUGCUAAAUUCUGUUUGGGUUACUCCCGAGUGCAGGAAAGCCUGCGAGGAAGUGACGGACCUGAUGAAGGCAUUUCCAAUGGAGGCAUGCAAGCAAGUACUCGACUUUGCUGAAAGCCUGGAUAAGCAGCUGAAGUCGCACCCCGUACGCCUGCCAAACGCGACUUCUAGUUCGCAUCACGAGCAGCAUCCGGACGGAGCACUUCGGAAGUGGGUGGACUUCAAGGCCAUCAGCAUCCUUGAGCGGCGGGAGAGGCUGAAACGCAUCUGUAAUGUUGUGGCCGGGACCUCCCAAUGUGUGUAUGGUGUUGGACUGCACCUUUUGGCAGCGGAAUUCCCGGCCGGCGGUCCGGACGCGGCAAUCACUAACAAAGCCCAUCCGGGGACAAGCCCGUUUGAGUUGUUCGACGCAGUGACAGAACUGUGGGGCAUUCAUUACGAGCACAUGAGCGGCCAGGACCUGCAUCAAGCUGUGAAGAGUGCGAUUGGGAGUGGAACGGCGAAGGACGUCGAGGAAUUCUGCAUUCUCUGAAGUGUUUGAAGUCGGCAAUCACUCUGCUUGUGCUUCGAGUCAUGCAGUCGUCGUCCUGCCAACGUUGGCACCCAUUAUCACUGUGCUGCAAGUUGUCCGGACGCGGAGGUGAUCCUGCGUGGCCCACACUGCCAAGCACACUCAUACAGUGUUACUCAAUGAAAUCCGGUUGCGUCACUCUAGUUUGCGCCUUGCAUCAUUUCGCAGCCCAGUGUUCGCAGGUCUGGGGCCGCGCAACGCCCGGCGUGUACCUGAGUGAUGCGACUGGAUUUCAUUGAGCAACACUUUAUAAUAUUAUCUCCUGAUUCUCCUCUUACUCUUAGAAUAGCUUGAACUGUCCACCUCUCCACAUUGCGCUCUUGAUUUUGGCCCACAUUCACAAACACCAUACUCCAUAGCGAGGAAGUUAGUUCCGUUCUUGGAUAGAUGCUCCCUAUCCUCCAGACAGCUGUUUCGCUCAUUGAGAGUUAGAAUAGCACUAAAUAAUACUAGCCAGAAGGAAAUAGAUUCUGGCUAAACCUAUUGAGAUGUUGAUGAUGUAUGGCGAUGACUGUGCCACUUAGUAUCAUUAUUUCUAUUGCACUUGAAUAGUUUGCAGGCAACCUGCCUACACUCAAGAGAGCACUGUAUUUCACACAAAUCCAUUAGAAGUAUCGUUUCAACGUUUCGGUCUUCAUGACCAUCAUCAGGAAUGAAGUGGACAUGGAAAAAACAUCUAUUCAAGUGCAAUGAUGAAGCUGUGUGAAGCGUCCUUCAAAAAUUUUGAAAUUUUUAUUUUCAUUUAAUAGUUCUAUUGCUGUUCUAACUGGGAUUUACUGGGUGUUAGCGGCCGUCAGGAGUUCCUUCCGGAAGGGGCGCGAAAAACUACUUUUACUUUUUAAACUUGAUAUCUACACGUCACAUGUUUGUGUAAUAAUUAUCUGCUCUUCUCUUCUUUUUCUGCACCUUGUUUUUCUUUGACAUUGCAUAACCGGCCCUGUGACAUCAGGUACACGC
Messenger RNA from Sycon ciliatum, 1821 nucleotides. RefSeq lists its product as uncharacterized. The record is from RefSeq and is a predicted model, not a curated record. Lineage: Eukaryota; Metazoa; Porifera; Calcarea; Leucosolenida; Sycettidae.